Molecule: messenger RNA, 2287 nt
Organism: Zingiber officinale
Lineage: Eukaryota; Viridiplantae; Streptophyta; Magnoliopsida; Zingiberales; Zingiberaceae
Product: LOB domain-containing protein 36-like
Exons: 2
Coding region: 401-1186 (261 amino acids)
Source: RefSeq, a predicted model, not a curated record
UAUUCGGAUCUGAAAAGGAGGCGCAAAUCCAUCCGUCUCUCUCUCUCUCUUUCUCCUUCUCUCUCCAGCUGUGUUCAUUCCGUUCCCCCUUCCUCUCACUCCGACUUCCUCCCCUUUUUGCGCUCACUGCGUCGCGUCUGAUCGGCCGGUGGUCUCUCGAUCUCCUCCGCUACACGGCCGCACAUCAAAUCUCGCAAGAUGCCCCGCGGCAAUCUCAUUUCCUCUUUCUAAUCGAGUUGGCCUGAAUCGACAAACAAUUUUCUUUGUUUCUGGCAAGGGAGGGCUUCAAAUCGAUCUCAAAUGCGAGAAAUGAUUUCUUAUCUUCGGUCGUGUCUUGAUCCGAUGCGGUUGAGCCUGUUUUGAACUAGGAGAUUUGAAAAAGGAUCAAUCAUCGCCGGCGAUGUCAACCCACUCCCCUUGCGCCGCGUGCAAAUGCCUGCGGCGGAAGUGCACGCCGGGGUGCGUUUUCGCGCCGUACUUCCCCCCGGAUCAGCCCGGGAAGUUCGCGUGCGUGCACAAGGUUUUCGGGGCGAGCAACGUCGGAAAGAUCCUCAGCGACCUGCCCCCGCCGCAGAGGGAGCACGCCGCCAACUCGCUGGCGUAUGAGGCGCAGGCGAGGCUGCACGACCCCAUCUAUGGUUGCGUCGCCUACAUCUCGUACCUCCAGCAAAAGCUCAAGCAUGUCCAACUCGAGCUCUACGAAGCCAAGAAGGAGCUCUCCACCUACAUUGGCCCAGCCACCCUUGGCCCAGCCACCCUUAGCCCGUUCUUCGCCCACGGCCCCCCUGGCUCCGACUCUCCGUACGGCGUCCCUGUGAUGGGCGUCGGGAUGGGUCUCGGUCUCGCGGCGCAGGAUGCGGCGGCCGCACACCACCACGCCCAAAAUUUUAUUCACGACCCUCCCCCGCCGCCGCCGCCGCCGCCGCCCGAGUCGAUGGAGGCGCAGCAAAUUGGCAUGGCCGUGGUAGCAGAUAUGAUGACGAGGUACGACCAGCAACAGGAACUCGCGAGAUUUAACGGUCGGAGGGGAUUUGAGCAGAUGGGUGGUGGCUCGUUAAUGGCGUUUCUUCCUGCGCAAGAAUUCCAGAGUGACUUUGUGCAACAACAGUACUACACCGAGCAGCAGCCGCAGCAGCAGCAGACGACGAGCGAAGAUAGGAGGAGUGGCAGCGGCCGUUCGUCUUGAACGUCCGUGCAAGAAAUAAGAAAGAUAGAUUGUGAGUUAGCUAGCUACCCCGAAAAAUCUUCUUCUCUUGAACUAUUCCCAAUAACCAGAGAUCGAUCUUCUUGAAAGGUAUGUACAUCAACCAAUUUUACCUUGCCUAUCGAAUCGAGUUCUUUCUCGAAUGAACAGUAGUUUAUUGUAGCCCGAUAAGCUUUUUACACAAGUGUAUCAACUCUCCUCUUUUUCCAUCGGUGAGUCUUGAAAUUGACAGAAAAAAGUUUCUUUUUAUUUGUUUUACCUUCGUUUUGAUUUUGUUAACCCCAAAGAAAAAUGGUGCACUUACUACGACGCAUGGCUACAGGAUAGGACCACUUCAAUUCUUCGCCCUCGUUGAUUUGGUGGCAGUGCAUUAAGGAUCGCCGAAGCAGACAACUGACAAGCGACCAGCAGCAGAGAGAAAAGAGUCCUGUCAGUAAAAGAGAGAUAACAGGCAAAAGGAAUGCCGAGGCUGCAGGGAUUGUGAUGCGGUUGUGGCAGUCCCCGCUCAUUAAUAUUCUCUCUGCCGUGAGCUCACCUGCUUCUUUUUGCCGCCUCAUACAAUAGCCAUUUUGCACUCGUCCUGACUCUCAGCCUUGUUUUGGCACACUCUGGUUAUGUCACCUUCUGAUUCUUCUGUUUCAUUAUUUAUUGCUAGCUUUCAAUUUUUUUGUUGCACACACAUAAAUGCUAGCCCGAGGUGAAUAUCUAUUAUGAAUAGAUCAUAGAUAGAAUUUAUUGCUUACAGAAUGUUCUGUGUUCGCUAGUUCAAAUUUCAUUAUUCUUCAGGAUUACAUGUAGUCUUUUAAUAUAAUUUCUUCUUAAAGAGGACUAGAGGAGCCUUCGUGGACUUGGGCACUGAAAUAAAUUAAAGGUGAGAAGGACAAACUGCACUCUUACCCAACCCUAGAAACAAAGAAAGAUGAGCUCAGGACUGGGAAUAUGUGAUCCGAAAUCUGUGUAUAAAUCUUAGCUGCACUACUCUGACAUGGGAUCACACUUUCUCAUCAUGCAUCUGAAGAGUAGUGGUGAUAGGAAACUGUUACGUGCCUUGUGGUAUAGAUAGAAGGAGAAGGAUUGAAUGGU